This is a messenger RNA of Rhizoctonia solani, 1191 nucleotides long. Its product is annotated as FtsJ-like methyltransferase. The record is from RefSeq and is a predicted model, not a curated record. The transcript has 4 exons. The coding region runs from base 1 to 1191 and encodes 396 amino acids. Gene Ontology annotation, biological process: methylation. Lineage: Eukaryota; Fungi; Basidiomycota; Agaricomycetes; Cantharellales; Ceratobasidiaceae. Gene Ontology annotation, molecular function: methyltransferase activity.
AUGUCCGGGCGCUACGGAAUGUCCCGUGUUUGUAUACCCGUCUCUCCUUCAGCGUACCCUCUCGCCGAUCCUGACAUAUCUGAGCUGGUAUAUUCUAUGAUGAGCGAGGAUCCGUCUCUCGAUAUCCAUGCUCUCAAAUCCCAGGAGCUCCUUCAAGCUCUUCUAGCUCGCCCGGAUUGUGCGAUACUGGCCGAACUUGCGGCAUUACGAAGCCAGGGAUGGGAAUCGGAAUCUUUGGAUAGCGUAUUUCUCGCACAGCGGACGACUGCAGAUACUAAUAGGUCUCCUGAAGAUGAUACCAAGUGGCUGCAUCUGAUGUGCAAAAGCCUUAGUCAAAUGGAUAGGCAGAAACGCUUUAUUCACACAAAUCGGUUCAUAGAUAUUGGUUGUUUCCCUGGCGGUUAUUCCACGUACAUUUUACAGAAAUGCCCACUGGCUACAGGGCUUGGCAUAUCGCUUCCUUUUGAGGACGGAGGGCACGGGUUAGCAAUCCCAGCUGAUCUACUUCCUCGUAUGGAGCUACGCACAGCAGAUCUAACCAAUUUCGAUCUUGCGCCCUCCAUUCCUAAACCACAAACACUCUUUGUCCAGCUAGGAACCUUGCCUUUCGAACUCAACAGCUUCGAUCUAGUAGUAUGCGACGGCCAUUCAUUGCGCAACAAUCCCGAUAACAUGGACAGACCAUGGAACUGGACACGACUACUGAUCUCUCAGCUUCUUAUGGGAUUGCGCGCUGUCUCGGCUGGAGGGACCAUUUUCCUCAAGCUCUCCCAUCUUGAAAAGGCGCUGGGAGCACGCAUACUCCUAGCUUUAUCCCGUGUUGCGCGCUCAGUUCGAACAAUCAAGCCUCAGCUGCAUGCUAUUCGAGGGACGUUUUACGUUAUAGCGCAGCAAAUAUCUAUUAAAUCAACAAACUACCGGAUUUUGAUCGAAUCAUUGGAAAGGCUUUGGUACAAUAUGAGUUUUGAGGGAGAGACAGGCCACGGUCGGGCGAUCACAUGGGAAGAAGAGGAUACAAUCUUGAAUUGGGACGAAGUGAUGAGCGAAGGUGGGCUCAAUAAGCUUGCGCGUUUUGGCGCCGAGGUGUGGGGGGUUCAAUGCAACGCUCUGCGUAGGAUGUUACAUGCGAGGGGAAUUGGGGCCAAAAAUAUUAACAAUCGAAUGGGUGCUUCAGAAGAUGCUCGCCACUAG